This is a messenger RNA of Haemonchus placei, 264 nucleotides long. The record is from the annotation of a GenBank genome assembly. Lineage: Eukaryota; Metazoa; Nematoda; Chromadorea; Rhabditida; Trichostrongylidae.
CACAUAUAAUUCCUAAUUCCAUCAGCAGCUACAACCACGAUAUUGCUGUUCUCCGGCAGAAGUUUAGCCAUCUCUAACGCGACGAACACCGCUGCUCCUGAAGACGGUCCUACCAUCAGGCCUUCUCCUUUGAUCAAACUGCGAGCCGUAAGGAAAGCGUCCUUAGCCGACACCACUUCAACUCCCGUGCCAGACGUAAUAUCAGCCGUUGCUGGGAAAUCUCCACAGCCCAACUCAGGAACAGAAGGAAAUUCUGAGUCGUGA